Molecule: messenger RNA, 1945 nt
Organism: Brachypodium distachyon (stiff brome)
Lineage: Eukaryota; Viridiplantae; Streptophyta; Magnoliopsida; Poales; Poaceae
Product: U-box domain-containing protein 21
Exons: 1
Coding region: 251-1645 (464 amino acids)
Biological process (GO): protein ubiquitination
Molecular function (GO): ubiquitin protein ligase activity
Source: RefSeq, a predicted model, not a curated record
CGGUCAACAUUCAAAUCCCAAUCUCCAAGGAACACGAAGCCCUCCCAGUCAGUCUCCGCCAUCAGUCUCUCUUUUCCUUUUCCCUCCCGCUCGAUCUCUUCAAAGAAACAACGUUCAACUUUGCCGGCCGCAACCUAUAUAACCCGCAUUUUCAGCUCGCCCCACGCAUCCUACCACGACCAAAGCCGUCAUCAUCCUCCGCUGUCAUCUUCUUCCUCUCACGGCGCGGGCGGACGGAGAAGCCGGACCGAUGGUGACGCCGGUGUCUCUCCCGCGGCGCCUCCGCGGGUUCCGCGACCGCGGCGGCGCCGUGUCUUCCGAGAUCCCGCUUACCUUGACCGUCAGACGAACACCUUGCGGGCAGCAGCAGCAGCAGCCCGAGGUGCCGGCGCAGUUCCUCUGCCCGAUCUCGCUGGAGAUGAUGCGGGACCCCGUGGCGGCGCCGACGGGGAUCACCUACGACCGGGAGAGCGUGGAAGCCUGGCUGAACCGCGGCCGCUCCACGUGCCCCGUCACCGGCCGCCCGCUGCGGCUCGAGGACCUCGUCCCCAACCACGCCACGCGGCGGCUCAUCCAGGACUGGUGCGUCGCCAGCGGCAUGGCCGACGAGCGCGCGCCCACGCCCCGCGUGCCGCUCUCCGCUCUCGACGCCUCGGAGCUCAUGGGCGCCGUCGCCGCCGCCGCAGCGCCCGGGGACGGCGCCGCGUGCCGGGAGCUCGUGGCCAGGGCCAUGGCGCUCGCCAGGGACAGCGACCGCGACCGCCGCUGCCUGGCGUCCGCCGCGCGCGCCGGCGCCGCGCUCUCCUCGGCCUUCUGCAGCCUCUCUCGCCACGACGCCCAGACGGCAUCAUCCGCUGGCGUCCUGGAGGAGAUCCUGGCUGCCAUCGUCGUCUUCUCCAGCCCGCUCGACGCGGACUCCAUGCGCCGCAUUGCCUGCUCCCCUUCGUCCCUUUCCUCCGUGGUCUCCAUCAUGUCCAACGCCGAUCUCUCACUCCCCCACGCCAGGGCAGCCGCGGCCGUCGUGCUCCGCGAGAUCGCGUCUUCCUCCGACGCCCAAUGCCUCGACGCCAUGACCAACACGCAUGCCAUCUACGUCGCUCUUGUCAACAUCUUGCAGAACCCCGUCUCGCCACAGGCCACGAAAGCCGCCCUGGUGACGGCCUACUACCUGGUGACCGCGCGCGGCGAGCUCGCCGCGCCGCACAUGGCAGAGCUCGGCAUCGUGCGGCACCUCAUCGAGCUCCUGGUGGACUGCGACAAGGGGACGACGGAGAAGGCGCUGGCGGCGCUGGACGCGAUGCUGCUCAAGUGCGAGGAGGCGAAGGGAGAAGCGCGCUCGCUGCGGGCGCUGGCGGUGCCGGUGCUCGUGAAGAAGAUGCACCACGUGUCCGACAUGGCCACGGAGUUCGCGGUCUCGGCGCUCUGGCGGCUCUGCAAGAACGACGAUGACGUGAACGGCGGGUGUAAGGCUGAGGCGCUGCAGGCCGGAGCGUUCCAGAAGCUGCUGCUGCUGCUGCAGGUGGGCUGCGAGGGCGUCGCCAGGGAGCGGGCGAGCGAGCUGCUGAGGAUGCUCAAUGGGGCCAGGGAAGACGGCGCCGAGUGCAUUGACACGGUGGAUUUCAAAGCGCUCAAGAGACCAUUCUGAGUGAUCUUAAUGUGCAUAUGUCGUAGAAGAUGCUGAUAGAAUUAGGUUUAGCUUCGAUCGAUCUCCUUUUGUUCGCGGGAGCGAAUUUUCGGGACAGGCAAAGUUAUGAAUGAUCCCGUAUAAACUUGGGUGCAAGGAAUUCAGAUACAUAGGUGACUGUGGAAAGUCAUGGAAAAAAUAAAAUCAUACAUGUACAUGCAUGUAGAGAAUGAGCAGAACUCGUUCUUGUGAAUUCAGUACAAAAAAUGAUCAUUUGCAAGGUGUAAAAAUCAAAAAUACAUAAUCUACUGAGAAAAACCA